AUGCCAGCAUCGUCGACCUUCAGUUCGGUUCAGCGAGUCGCCGCUCUCCUAUCCUCAAGAUGCCAAUCGACCUUCUCAUUGUCCGCCGCCUCAGCACCUUCUCGUCUCCACUCCGCGAGUAGCGUCUCGAUACCUAGGCAAGUGACUGGUUACAAUGACCCAAGGUUCUCGCAAAGGCCAUUCUCAACGACUCCACGUCAACAGACGAAGACAAUCAAGCCACAUCGCCUGCCCUCCGACUUGAUCCCUCCUUAUCCCUAUGGAGAACGUCGCGUAUAUAAGCAGUCGAAUCGUGGCCUUUACGGUAGUGCCCGUAUCCGUUUCGGAAACAAUGUAGCGGAAAAGCACAACAACAAGUCUCGCCGAUUUUGGCGACCGAACGUCCAUGUGAAGGCAUUUUUUUCACCUUCCUUGUGUGCUCGGGUGAAGACCCGCCUGACUCUUCGCGUGCUGAAGACCAUUCGAAGGGAGGGGGGCAUAGAGAACUAUCUCCUUAAAAGCAAGCCUGCACGUAUUCAAGAGCUUGGACCUGGAGGCUGGAAUCUGCGCUGGCUUUUAAUGCAAACUCAGGCUGUUCAGCAGCAGUUAAACGAGGAGAGAAUCGGGCUGGGAUUGGAACCAAAAGAGAUUGAGAAUCGAGACGACAUAAUCCAUUUCGCCUUGGAUUACGCCACCCCUGGCCCGCUAAGCACAAGGAGCCGGGCAACUCUCGACGAAAUGCAAGCUGCCGUGGCUGAUACUUUCGUCCUGGGAGAUGACCGUUUGGGUCAUAUGGAGGGUGUGGAGGAGCUGUCCGAUGAAGAAGAACAAAAACUACUUGAUGAGCUGCAAGCGUUGGACGAGGCUGCUAAGGAUGCUAAGGGACAUCCAGUUGAAACUUGA
Molecule: messenger RNA, 882 nt
Organism: Pochonia chlamydosporia 170
Lineage: Eukaryota; Fungi; Ascomycota; Sordariomycetes; Hypocreales; Clavicipitaceae
Product: 50S ribosomal protein L24
Exons: 1
Coding region: 1-882 (293 amino acids)
Cellular component (GO): mitochondrial large ribosomal subunit
Molecular function (GO): structural constituent of ribosome
Source: RefSeq, a predicted model, not a curated record